ACCAGCCUCCCAGGUGCUUUCCAGAGAUGGAUCGCUUGACUUUCUUCUUGGCUCUUCUUCACGUAUAUAAAGCUCUAGGAGAAGACAGGUUUUGGGAUACAACUAUCAAACUUGCCGAGACAGUGACUCUGGAGUGUGUGCACCCGUUGGCACUCAACUUAACCCAGAUCGAGUGGUUCAGGAUGGACACUGCGAAGAAGGAGUCCAUUGCCAUUUUCCACCCUGACUAUGGCAAGGUCGUAAGGGAUCCCUAUGUUGGUAGGGUGGACUUGUUAGAGUCGCCCUCAGCGCGCGAUUACAGGAUACUCUCCAUUCGUAAUGCCUCGGAGGCGGAUGUUGGCUUCUAUUCCUGUCUCCUUGAUACUUUCCCGCACGGAUCUUGGGAAAAGGUGAUACAGGUGGUUCCAUCAGAUCGUUUUGAGACAGCUGUGUCACCGGAUAUCGAUGUGGUCUCAGAAACUGGAAAAAAUGUCACGCUCACAUAUGAGCUUCAAAAGAAUGGUUUGAUGCAACAGGUAACGUGGGAGAAGAUCCAGUCACAUCAGAUUGACCUCUUAACUAGAUGCAACUUAUUCCAAGGGAAGAGCAAUGUCUCAAGGUACCAAAGACAAAUACUGAGCACCUGCGACCAGGGGAUGCGACGGAGCACCGUCACCCUGCCCCAUGUCACGGCCUCUGAUUCCGGACUUUACCGCUGCCUCUUCAAGGCCAGCUCAGGAGAAAACGAAACCUUUGUGGUUAGAUUGACCAUCAGUGAUGAUAAAACUGUUCACCACUAUAUCCUCUUCACGGCUGGAGGGCCCGUUUUAUUGCUGCUGUUUGUUAUCCUCAUUGCCACCAUCAUUGUCAUUGUUUAUAAAAGAAGGAAACAGAAAAGGAUCCAAUUUAAGGAGUCUGAGGGAACAAGGAAUAAGGCAUCCAACAACUACCGAAGUGCCCCCUUUGCCAAUCAGCAGCCCGAUGGCGCAGGAGAGGACGUGUACGUCAACUUCCCGACUUUCCCUCGUAGACCGAAGGCUAGAGUCUAA
This is a messenger RNA of Pteronotus mesoamericanus, 1028 nucleotides long. RefSeq names its product CD226 molecule (gene CD226). The coding region runs from base 27 to 1028 and encodes 333 amino acids. The transcript has 7 exons. The record is from RefSeq and is a predicted model, not a curated record. Gene Ontology annotation, cellular component: external side of plasma membrane. NCBI's taxonomy places the organism in Eukaryota, Metazoa, Chordata, Mammalia, Chiroptera, Mormoopidae. Gene Ontology annotation, biological process: positive regulation of Fc receptor mediated stimulatory signaling pathway; positive regulation of natural killer cell mediated cytotoxicity directed against tumor cell target; positive regulation of mast cell activation.